Molecule: messenger RNA, 1488 nt
Organism: Phacochoerus africanus (Common warthog)
Lineage: Eukaryota; Metazoa; Chordata; Mammalia; Artiodactyla; Suidae
Gene: DPEP1
Product: dipeptidase 1
Exons: 10
Coding region: 131-1375 (414 amino acids)
Biological process (GO): proteolysis
Molecular function (GO): metallodipeptidase activity
Source: RefSeq, a predicted model, not a curated record
GAUGAUAGAUAAACAGGACAGCUCCUGGCAACGGGCACCUGGACCAAAGGGCUCUGCCUGCCUCCUGGCACACAGGCCGGCCAGACCGACGUGAGGAGCGGCUGGGCAGCGGGUCCCCGGGCGUCGUGCCAUGUGGACCAGCUGGUGGCUCUGGCCCCUGGUGGCCGCCUGCGCUGCGGACCAAUUCCGGGACCUGGCGGUGAGGAUCAUGCAGGACACGCCUGUCAUUGACGGGCACAAUGACCUGCCUUGGCAGCUGCUGCGUCUGUUCAACAAUCAGCUUCAGGACCCGGGGGCCAACCUCUCCAGCCUGGCCCACACGCACACCAACAUCCCCAAGCUGAAGGCUGGCUUUGUGGGCGGCCAGUUCUGGUCCGCGUAUGUGCCCUGCGACACCCAGAACAGAGACGCCGUGAGGAGGACCCUGGAGCAGAUGGACGUCAUCCAGCGCAUGUGCCAGGCGUAUCCCGAGACCUUCGCCUGCGUCACCAGCAGCACAGGCAUCCGGCAGGCCUUCCGGGAGGGCAAGGUGGCCAGCCUGGUGGGCGUGGAGGGUGGCCACUCCAUCGACAGCAGCCUGGGUGUCCUGAGGGCCCUCUACCACCUGGGCAUGCGGUACAUGACACUCACCCACAGCUGCAACACGCCCUGCUCUCCCAGGGCCGACAACUGGCUGGUGGACAAGGGCGAUGACAAGGCCCAGAGCCAAGGCCUGUCGCACUUUGGGCAGAGCGUUGUGAAGGAGAUGAACCGGCUGGGCGUCAUGAUCGACUUGGCCCACGUGUCCGUGGCCACCAUGACGGCUGCUCUGAAGCUGUCCCAGGCCCCCGUCAUCUUCAGCCACUCCUCGGCCUACAGUCUGUGCCCGCACCGGCGCAACGUGCCGGAUGACGUGCUCCAGCUGGUGAAGGAGACGGGCAGCCUUGUGAUGGUCAAUUUCUACAACGACUACGUUUCCUGCUCGGCCAAGGCCAACUUGUCCCAAGUGGCAGAUCACCUGGACCACAUCAAGAAGGUGGCGGGAGCUGCGGCCGUGGGCUUCGGUGGGGACUACGAUGGUGUGUCCAGGGUCCCCUCGGGCCUGGAGGACGUGUCCAAGUACCCAGACCUGGUGGCCGAGCUGCUCAGGAGGCAGUGGACGGAGGCCGAGGUCAGGGGCGCCCUGGCCGACAACCUGCUGAGGGUCUUCGAGGCAGUGGAGCAGGCCAGCAAUCACGCUCAGGCCCCAGGGGAGGAGCCCAUCCCGCUGGGCCAGCUGGAGGCUUCCUGCCGGACGAACUACGGCUACUCAGCCGCCCCCAGCCUCCACCUCCCGCCGGGCUCGCUGCUGGCCUCCCUCGUGCCCCUCCUCCUCCUCCUCCUCAGUCUUCCGUGACUCCCCGGGGACCAGCUGACAUGCACUGUGCAGGCUUAGACUGGUCUGCCCUGAGCAGGGCCCCGGCUCCGGGAGGCGCCCUGGGACCCUCAAUAAAGGUAGCGACACUUCGA